This is a messenger RNA of Pocillopora meandrina, 597 nucleotides long. The record is from the annotation of a GenBank genome assembly. NCBI's taxonomy places the organism in Eukaryota, Metazoa, Cnidaria, Anthozoa, Scleractinia, Pocilloporidae.
AUGAAUAGGAGGACAAGGACAUUACUUCCCACAACUGGUUCUCUCCUGGAACCAAGACCCCUGAGCUCUAGUCACAAGAGAGAGAAGCUGAAAGACGUUCAAAAAAGGCAGGCUCUAUACUACAAUUCUGAUGCCCAUGACUUACCUGAAUUGAAUGAGGGAGACAAAUUGAGGCUGAAACCAUUUGUACUGGGGCAAAAGGAAUGGAAGAAGGGAGUGGUUGUUGAACGACUUGACGAAAGGUCAUAUGAAAUUGAGACAGCAGAUGGGUCUUCCUAUAGGCGCAACAGAGCCCAUCUGAAGAAGACUAAUUAGUCACGCCCUGAAGCAACCAGUGGUGAAUCACAGCAAAUACCAGACAGCAACAUGUUAGGCCAUGGAAGAAGGACCAGCAAACUGCCUCCUGAGGAUACCCUUACUGAGCCACCACAAAUGUCAAGCUGCCCUGACGAGCCAGAUGAGCCCUCACUUCGCAAAGAAUCAGGCACUAAAAGCCUACCAUGUAGUGAACCCUACAAAGAGCUGGACUCAGGAAUUAGAACCCAGUCAGGAAGACUGGUCACUAGACCUUCAUACCUUAAGGACUUUGUAGCGUGA